Molecule: messenger RNA, 4216 nt
Organism: Monascus purpureus
Lineage: Eukaryota; Fungi; Ascomycota; Eurotiomycetes; Eurotiales; Aspergillaceae
Source: the annotation of a GenBank genome assembly
CAACUACGCCCAGCUUCCGUCUCUGCUCAACUCCGACUUGGGUCGCAUUUCAAUCUCUUACCCUUGUUGGUGUGGAUGUGGUGGAAAUUCCUGUGAUUUCAUCCUUCUUAGAGUGCGGAGUGUGCUACCUCGCGGCGCGGCUCCGGCCAACUCCCCUGCAAAAUGCAGUCCUCUCCGAAUAUGUUGACCAAGUUCGAAUCAAAAUCCUCUCGAGUUAAGGGCAUUGCGUUCCACCCCAAACGGCCAUGGAUUCUCGUGUCGCUUCAUUCAUCUACGAUUCAGCUGUGGGACUAUCGCAUGGGAACGCUCAUUGACCGUUUCGAAGAACAUGAUGGUCCUGUUCGGGGUAUUGAUUUCCAUAGGACCCAGCCCCUGUUUGUGUCCGGAGGUGACGACUAUAAGAUCAAGGUGUGGAGUUAUCAGACCAGAAGAUGUCUCUUCACUCUGAACGGUCAUUUGGAUUAUGUGCGAACGGUGUUCUUCCACCAUGAGCUUCCCUGGAUUUUGUCAUGCUCGGAUGACCAAACCAUCAGGAUAUGGAAUUGGCAGAACAGAUCGUUGAUCUGCACAAUGACAGGCCACAAUCACUAUGUAAUGUGCGCGCAAUUUCACCCGACAGAGGACUUGAUCGCGUCCGCCUCUCUAGACCAGUCUGUUCGCAUUUGGGACAUCUCGGGAUUGCGGAAGAAGCAUUCGGCUCCUACAACGAUGAGCUUCGAGGAUCAGAUGGCGCGCGUCAAUGCGAACCAGGCAGAUAUGUUUGGAAAUACCGAUGCGAUCGUCAAGUUCGUCUUGGAAGGCCACGACCGCGGUGUCAACUGGGUUUCUUUCCACCCUACGCUACCGUUGCUUGUAUCUGCUGGUGAUGACCGUCUAAUCAAACUCUGGAGAAUGAGCGACACCAAAGCUUGGGAAGUUGAUACAUGCCGCGGCCAUUUCCAGAAUGCAUCUGCCUGCCUGUUCCACCCCCACCAGGACCUGAUUCUUUCAGUAGGCGAAGACAAGACAAUUCGGAUAUGGGAUCUGAACAAACGGACGUCGGUCCAGUCGUUCAAACGAGAUUCGGAUCGAUUCUGGGUCAUUGCUGCUCACCCCGAAAUCAACCUGUUCGCUGCUGGUCACGAUACUGGUGUUAUGGUGUUCAAAUUAGAGCGAGAGAGACCCGCGUCCGCUGUAUACCAGAACCAAGUAUUUUACGUCACAAAGGACAAGAACGUUAGGUCGUACGACUUUGAGAAAAAUGUCGAAUCUCCGCCUUUGCUUUCCUUGCCCAAGCUUGGUUCUCCAUGGGUUCCACCAAGGACUCUCUCAUACAAUCCCGUUGAGCGGGCAAUCUUGGUCACUUCACCCACCGAUGGUGGGACCUACGAAAUGAUUCAUCUGCCCCGAGAUCCAACGGGAGUUGUUGAACCGACCGACGUGAAACGUGGCCAGGCAUCAUCUGCCAUUUUUGUGGCUCGCAAGCGAUUCGCCGUCUUCAAUCAGUCCACUCAACAGGUGGAUAUCAAGGAUCUGAGAAACCAUACAACAAACACACUCAAGGCACCGGCGGGAACAACUGACAUCUACUUCGGAGGACCAGCUUGCUUGCUCUUUAUCACACCUACAUCGGUCGUUCUCUAUAACAUUCAGGAGGGCAAGCAAUUGGCCGAGAUCGCUGUUAGCGGGGUGAAAUAUGUUGUCUGGUCGAAUGACGGGCUCUAUGCUGCCUUGCUCAGCAAACACAACAUCACAAUUGUUACCAAGACACUCGAGCAAGUUAGCACUCUACAUGAAACUAUCCGUAUCAAGAGCGCUACAUGGGAUGACGCUGGCGUGCUUCUCUAUUCCACCUUGAAUCACGUCAAGUAUUCUCUUCUCAAUGGUGAUAAUGGAAUCAUUCGCACUCUAGAGCAGACGGUCUAUCUCGUUAGUGUCAGGGGACGGAAUGUGUACUGUCUUGAUCGCAACGCCAAGCCGAGAAUCCUGGAAUUUGACCCUACCGAAUAUCGAUUUAAGCUUGCUCUUGUCAAGAGAAACUAUGAUGAAAUGCUGGAGAUCAUCAAAACCUCCAGUUUGGUGGGACAAAGUAUCAUUGCCUAUCUACAGAAGAAGGGCUACCCGGAGAUCUCGUUGCAGUUUGUACAAGAUCCUCAGACGCGUUUCGAGCUUGCUCUGGAAUGCGGUAACCUCGAAGUCGCCAUUGAGAUGGCAAGACAACUCGACCGUCCUCAAUUAUGGAGUCGACUUGGAGCUGAAGCCCUGGCCCAUGGUAACCACCAGACAGUCGAAAUGACGUAUCAAAGACAGCGGGAUUUCGACAAGCUCUCUUUCUUAUAUUUGGCUACGGGUGACCAAGAGAAGCUGUCCCGGAUGGCAAAGAUUGCUGAACACCGUGGCGAUUUCACUUCUCGCUUCCAGAACUCCAUCUAUCGCGGUGAUGUCCAGGACAGGGUUGAGAUGUUCAAGGAAGUCGAUAUGUAUCCUCUCGCCUAUCUAACUGCAAAGUCGCAGGGUCUGCACGAAGAGGCUCAAUCUAUUCUGGAGGCAUGUGGCCUUACAGAAGACCAGAUUAGCCUUCCCUCAGGUCAGGAUCUUAUCAAAGUCCCGUCCCCUGUCGUUCCAACUUUUAAGGCCAACUGGCCUGUCAAGGAGGCGGCUCUCUCCUCCUUCGAAAAGGCUCUCCUUGCCGAGGAGGCCGCAGAGGAAGCCGAAGAUGUUGAAGAGGAAGAAGAAGAAGCGGAAGAAGAAGAAGAGGCUGGCGAGAACGGUCAUGCAGAGGAAGAAGUAGACGAAGUGGAGUCUGCUGAGGAAACUCCUUCGGAGGACGAAUACCUGUUCUGAUGGGAUGACUCGGUGCGGGCAUCUCGUGCAAUCUGACUCGACUAGUUUACCCAGCCUCGAGGAUACACCACCGUUUUAACAGACUUCCUUGGUGUGGUAUUAGAUUUGAAGCUGAUGCGUUUGAAGUAUCAUGAGUUAUGCAAGACGUCUGGGUUUAUUUGAAUGCAGGCAGAAGGUCUGGCCUAUUGUUUCCUAGACAGAAAAUGGCAGGAUUACCUGUCCCUCUUCUCUUUUGACCUCUUGAAUCUCUACAUGUAAUUUAUUUUAUAUUUAUUUUUCUUUUCGCUUUUGCUCGUGGGGAGAGGUUGUAUGGAGUGCAUUGCGCUGCUCGAUGUAUACGAUAGCAUUUCUUUCCGUGACAUCAUGAAUAAUUAUUAAGACCCGCAAACAUCGAUUACAAUGGACCACAGUAAGCAAUUGCUUUUUGCCUUCAACCCUUGUAUGCCAAGUAAUGUACAUGUAUGUAUACAGUUGUAUGUUAAGUAGAGCAGAGAUGGAAAAUGCUCUAGUGCACGCUGUGUCUAGACUCACCAUUGCAACCAACCCAACACCUUACUAGAUCCCAAUGACAAGAAAAAAAGAACAAGACAUCAACUACGAAGCCAAAACUAAUCGCACCUCCCAUCCUUCCAGCCCGUCCUCCACCUCUCCUCCCAAAACUUACAGUCAAAUUCCUUCUUCCCCAGCUUCCGAUUCACGGCAUUAUGCGCCUCACACAUCCACGUCCCGAAGUCCUGCCUCGACGACAAUCGCGGUUGAUUCUGCCCAGAAGGCUCAUUCAUCCAGAUGCGGAAAUCGUCCGCGCAGACCCAGCAAGGGUACAGCCGGGAGAAAAGGGUGAGGAAUGAGCGCAUCUCAUUUUGCUUUUCCUGUGUUGGGUGUUUGGGGUAUGCGGCCGUUAGGGAGUGGAGAAGGGUCCAGGUUGAGCGGCCCAGGGCUUCGACGUCGGGGGGACAUUCGUUUGUGUUGUGCAGGGGUUGUGAUGUGCUUGUUGCUGAAGUCGUGGCUGUGUUGGCGACGGGCGAAGGUGAUUCUUUGGCUCGUUUUGUGAGUGCUUUCCAGGAUGCUACUGAGGUGCAGAGACGGCAUCUGUAUUUAGGCUUCCCUUCUUCAUCCAGCACAACGCCUUUUGGGAUUGUUGAUGCGUGUGAGUCUUGGUCUUUCUUUUUUUUCCCACUACCAUGGAGGGUUGUAUCGAUCUGUUCCGGUUUAAUUUCUGCCAUCUUGUCUCUUCCUGGCUGUUUCUCUGGUUUCCCGUGUUGGAAAGUGAGGUAAGAUCGGGUGGGAAGCUUGGAGAUCGGGGAAUUUCACAACAAAGAGCCCUGCUACACCCCACCAAGUGAUAAAGGAGGGGAUUGAUAGCAAUUACCCAAAUGGCAAAAGGGAAAAUAAC